Messenger RNA from Solea solea (common sole), 2434 nucleotides. It is a transcript of the gene prep, whose product is annotated as prolyl endopeptidase. Lineage: Eukaryota; Metazoa; Chordata; Actinopteri; Pleuronectiformes; Soleidae. The record is from RefSeq and is a predicted model, not a curated record. Gene Ontology annotation, biological process: proteolysis. The transcript has 14 exons. The coding region runs from base 74 to 2299 and encodes 741 amino acids. Gene Ontology annotation, molecular function: oligopeptidase activity; serine-type endopeptidase activity. Gene Ontology annotation, cellular component: cytosol.
CACAGCGCCGCUCGUUGACCGUGUGGAAGCAGCUCAUCCGGCUCUGACUGAAAGCUCAGGCUCCUGGAGUUUGAUGUUUUGCGGCAUCAACAGACUCCUUUCAAAAUCAUUACUUCUUGCCGUGAGGCAGCGUUUUCUGUUUCGAAAUCCCAGAGAACUGUCUUCUAGAAUGUCCUUUCCGUACCCACAGGCUUUCCGCGACGAGGCAGUUGUGGAUGAUUAUCAUGGCGGUAAAGUACCAGAUCCAUACAGCUGGUUGGAGGACCCUGACAGUGAAAAGACUCAGGCUUUCGUCACCUCUCAGAACCAGCUGACGUUGCCCUUUUUGGAGCAAUGUGAGGUGCGAGACUUAUUCAAGGAGCGAAUGACAGAGCUGUAUGAUUACCCCAAGUACAGCUGUCCCUUCAAGAGAGGGAGCAGGUACUUUCACUUCUACAACACAGGCCUGCAAAACCAGAGUGUGAUGUAUGUGCAGGAGAGUCUGGAUGCUGAGCCAACAGCCUUCUUGGAUCCAAACACAUUUUCUGAUGAUGGGACAGUUGCCCUGCGAGGCUAUGCAUUCUCCGAGGAUGGGGAGUACCUAGCGUACGGCACUAGCGCUAGUGGGUCAGAUUGGGUGGAGAUGCGGUUCCUGCGGGUCGAAGGUGCCACGCCUCUAGAGGACCGCCUGGAGCGGGUCAAGUUUAGCUGCAUGUCCUGGACCCAUGACGGGAAGGGACUGUUCUACAACUCGUACCCCGACCAAGAGGGAAAGAGCGAUGGAACUGAAACCUCCACCAACCUGCACCAGAAGCUGUACUUCCACGUUCUUGGGACGCCGCAGUCUGAGGACGUGCUGUGUGCUGAGUUUCCUGACCACCCCAAGUGGAUGAGUGGAGCUGAGGUAUCGGAUGAUGGGCGAUAUGUGCUGCUGUCCAUCAGGGAAGGUUGUGAUCCAGUCAACAGACUGUGGUACUGUGAUCUUGAGACAACUCCCCAGGGUAUUACAGGACUUUUGCCAUGGGUUAAGCUUAUCGACAACUUUGAUGCCGAGUACGAGUACGUGACCAACGAGGACACAGUGUUCACAUUUAAGACCAACCUAGAUGCUCCGCGUUAUCGUCUCAUCAACAUCGACUUUGCCUCUCCCACUCAGAGCAAUUGGAAGGAGCUCAUUCCUCAACAUGACAAGGAUGUUAUUGUGUUCGCCACCUGUACGUUCUCCAGCUACCUGUUUGUGUGUUUCCUCCAUGACGUGAAGAAUGUGCUGAAGAUGUACCGCCUGAGUUCAGGGGAGGAGCUGAGGACCUUCCCUCUGGAAGUCGGCUCUGUGGUGGGCUUCACAGGACGGAAGCGGGACUCUGAGAUCUUUUACUAUUUCACCUCCUUUCUCUCUCCAGCUAUCAUUUACCACUGUGACUUGACCAAGGAGCCGCUGCAGCCCCACAUCUUCAGAGAAGUCACAGUCAAAGGCUUUAAUCCCUCUGACUACCAGACCACUCAGAUCUUCUAUCCAUCCAAGGAUGGCACUCAAAUCCCCAUGUUUAUCGUUCACAAGAAGGGCAUCAAAUUGGACGGGUCCCAUCCUGGAUUCCUCUACGGCUAUGGGGGCUUUAACAUCUCCAUCACACCGAGCUACAGUGUCUCCCGCCUCAUCUUUGUCCGACAUCUUGGGGGAGUCCUUGCUGUUGCCAACAUCAGAGGUGGAGGGGAGUAUGGGGAGACCUGGCACAAAGCCGGUAUGCUGGCCAACAAGCAGAACUGCUUUACAGACUUCCAGUGUGCAGCUGAAUAUCUCGUCAAGGAGGGAUACACCUCUUCCUCCAAACUGACUAUAAACGGUGGCUCCAAUGGUGGCCUGCUUGUAGCGGCAUGUGUGAACCAGCGGCCCGAGCUGUUUGGCUGUGCCGUGGCUCAGGUCGGCGUUAUGGACAUGCUGAAAUUCCACAAGUUCACCAUCGGCCACGCCUGGACCACAGACUUUGGCUGUUCAGAAGACAAAGAGCAGUUUGAGUGGCUCAUCAAAUACUCACCGCUCCACAACAUCUGUAUCCCAGAAGGCACCGGGGUCCAGUAUCCUGCCGUGCUCCUGCUGACCGGCGACCACGAUGACCGCGUGGUUCCCCUCCACUCUCUCAAAUACAUCGCCACCCUGCAGCACAUUGUCGGCCGCAGCUCCAAGCAGACGAACCCACUCUUCAUCCUCGUGGACACUAAGUCGGGCCAUGGUGCCGGCAAGCCCACCAGCAAGGUCAUCCAGGAAGUGGCCGACACGUACGCCUUCAUCGCCCGCUGUCUCAACAUCUCAUGGGUCAAAUAACUACAGUUUGGUUUUUGUUUUGUUUUGUAAUUCAAAUCGUUUUUGGGAUACUGUUCACAACAACUGAUCACUUUUCAUUUUAAACAGAUGUUGCUUACUCAUCUGCCAUGACCAUAUCCUUUACAUCAUGAACCU